AUGGCGGACUUCGUUCCUGGAAGGCAGGCUCCAGAAAUGGCCGGCAUCACACAGGCUGGCUUUUCUUUCCUGCUGCCGUCCAGAGAACUGACCUCCCAUGGAAACCGGCUGCUCCUUCUUGCCGUCUCUAUCUUCCUGGGGUCAAGCCAGCCCCGAAACACCAAAGGCAAAAGGAAGGGGCAAGGGCGGCCUGGCCCCUUGGCCCCUGGGCCUCACCAGGUGCCGCUGGACCUGGUCUCUCGCGGAAAGCCCUACGCUCGAAUGGAAGAAUAUGAGAGGAACCUUGGGGAGAUGGUAGCUCAGCUGAGGAACAGCUCGGAGACUGCCAAGAGGAAAUGCGAGGUCAACCUGCAGCUGUGGCUGUCCAACAAGAGAAGCCUGUCUCCUUGGGGAUACAGCAUCAACCACGACCCCAGCCGCAUUCCUGCAGACUUGCCCGAGGCGCGUUGCCUUUGUCUGGGCUGCGUGAACCCCUUCACCAUGCAGGAGGACCGCAGCAUGGUGAGUGUGCCAGUGUUCAGCCAGGUGCCAGUGCGCCGCCGCCUUUGUCCGCCACCUCCGCGCCCUGGGCCCUGCCGUCACCGCGUCGUCAUGGAGACCAUCGCGGUGGGUUGCACCUGCAUCUUCUGAGCCACCAAGCCAGUGGCCACUGCGACUCCUCCCUCCCCGCACCCACUGUGUUCCUGUAAGGCCGAUAAACAGUAAACGUUGUCCUUUGUAAUGGAA
This is a messenger RNA of Myodes glareolus (Bank vole), 726 nucleotides long. Lineage: Eukaryota; Metazoa; Chordata; Mammalia; Rodentia; Cricetidae. The record is from RefSeq and is a predicted model, not a curated record.